Molecule: messenger RNA, 1515 nt
Organism: Purpureocillium takamizusanense
Lineage: Eukaryota; Fungi; Ascomycota; Sordariomycetes; Hypocreales; Ophiocordycipitaceae
Exons: 1
Coding region: 60-1502 (480 amino acids)
Source: RefSeq, a predicted model, not a curated record
UUUGACCACGCCUGUUCCUUUGACUAGCUACCUACCUACCUGUUCCUGCCCACCAGACCAUGUUGGAGAUAACGUCACUAAAGUCCUUCUUCGACGAAAUCGAAGAAACCAACGGAGACGACGAGUGUAGAGCCUGGCUAAGUAGAGUCUUCGACGCCAAGGUCGAACUCGCAGCAUUUGUUGCCGCUCGGCGGCGGCGGCGGCGGGCUGGCACGGCCACGGAAUAUGUCGGUUUCCUCAAGGGUUCUUUCAACUUCAGCUUGCGUUUCAAGUUCAGCGAUGGCGGCCCAGACGCCAUUAUCCGGUUUCCCAAGCCGGGACAUACGGCCACGGCUCUGAGGGACGAGAAGGUCGCCAACGAGAUCGAGGCCAUGGAAUUCCUGCGCCAAAACACCACGAUGCCGAUUCCCCACGUUCACUGCUGGGGCCUCACUAAAGACAGUCCACAUCGAUUCGGCCCGUUCAUCAUCAUGGACUAUGUCGAAGGAGAGAAGUUGUCGACGCUCCUCAAGAAGCCCAUGGAAAGCGACGACGAGGACCUUGUCUUGAACCCAAGCAUUGAAGACGCAACGCUGGCGACAAUCUAUCGUCAAAUCGCAAGUUACUUGCUCCAGCUCUCGCGACUUUCUUUCAAUCGCAUCGGGGCCAUCUCGAAGGACGGUUCCAAGUGGUCUGUCACCAAGAGACCUCUAACAUACAACAUGAACGAGCUAGCUACCGUGGCGGGCUAUCCACAGAAUCGCUUUCCGACGUCGACCUUUGACCGUGCUAGCGACUACUUCGCUUCGCUCUCACGGGAGCAUCUGGCCCACCUCUGGACGCAGCGCAACAUUGCGGACGAUGCAGAGAUUGCGCGGGCUCGUUUUGUGGCACGGCGUCGGUUCGCGCAGCUUAUCCCGUACUACUGCAUCAGCGAUUCAGGCCCGUUUCUGCCCUUUUGUGACGAUCUGCGGCCUUCGAACAUGCUCGUUGAUCCAAAGACUCUGAAAAUCACCGCGGUGCUCGACUUGGAGUUCACCAACGCCAUGCCCGCGCAGUUCACGUACGACCCGCCCUGGUGGCUGCUGUUGUCCGGGCCGGAGGCGUGGCUGGAUCGAGACUCCAUGGAUGAGUUUCGCAAAUGCUAUGAGCCGCGGAUGGAGCAGUUUUUGCACGCAUUGGAAGAAGAAGAACAAGAAGAAGAAGAAGGAGAAAGAAAGGUGCUGAGCGCAAGCGACCAAGAGUCUGCCCUCCUCCCACCACCACGACGCCUUUCGUCCCUUAUGCGAGAGUCCUGGAGAUGCGGCCGCUUCUGGUUCGAUUAUGCCGCGAGGAAAAGCUUUGAGCUGGACACCAUCUAUUGGACUGCGCUGCACGGGAGUAGUAGUAGUGGCGAUGGUAUUGAGGUACCCGAAGACGGGAUAGAAGCGGAACUGGGCCCGUUCAUAGAGGCAAAGAUGGAGCAGCUGAGGCUGUACGAGGAGGAAUGUGCUGCUCGGUUCUCGCAAACCAGCAGCGGCUAGGACGAUCGCGGAC